AUGCAUAAUGGCCAAAAAAAGUUUAGGCUGAUUGAUUGGUUAAUAUUUUGGUCUAAGUUUACAAUACCCAAUCAAACAUGCACCGCCACGCGGUUAAAACUCUUCGGCUUCCACGUCACCGAGGAUCGCGAAGAUCCCGUCGGACCCACCGGAGCUCCGCCGCACUCCGCCGGCCGGAGGUACGAGUGCCCAUACUUUCGCUGCAAAUUCGCCAACUCGCAGGCCCUCGGAUGCCACCAGAACGCGCACAAGAAAGAGCGCCAGCAACUCAGGCAAGCCGCCGCUGCAUACGGCCGCAUCCCCAUGGCCUCCGCCUUGUUGUCGCCGGCCCACCUGCUCGUUCCGUCGCAGUCGUGGGUGUGCGCCCCACGCGCCGAUGGGACGGUCCACGUGGCGCGCCGCGUAGGAGAGCCUGGCCCAUCUCGGCAGAGCGUUGGCGUUAAGGCCUAUAGUGGGAGAUUCGAUGGGCCUUCGUUGAGUAGAUUUACGAGAUUUAAUGAUGGGCCUGGAUUUGAAGAUGAGGUGUUUGGGCUAGAUUUACACCUGAGCCUGGCCCCAGCCGCGCCGUAA
Messenger RNA from Striga hermonthica, 570 nucleotides. The record is from the annotation of a GenBank genome assembly. NCBI's taxonomy places the organism in Eukaryota, Viridiplantae, Streptophyta, Magnoliopsida, Lamiales, Orobanchaceae.